Messenger RNA from Cucurbita maxima (winter squash), 2533 nucleotides. Its product is annotated as U-box domain-containing protein 11-like. The coding region runs from base 214 to 2163 and encodes 649 amino acids. Gene Ontology annotation, molecular function: protein binding; ubiquitin-protein transferase activity. The record is from RefSeq and is a predicted model, not a curated record. Gene Ontology annotation, cellular component: nucleus; cytoplasm. NCBI's taxonomy places the organism in Eukaryota, Viridiplantae, Streptophyta, Magnoliopsida, Cucurbitales, Cucurbitaceae. The transcript has 4 exons. Gene Ontology annotation, biological process: protein ubiquitination.
CAUUUUAUUCCGUUUCCAACUGUAUCCUCCUUGUUUACUCCUCCUCCAUUUUCUAUUGGUUCACACUCCUCAGAUUCUCUCUCUCCCAAAUUUCUUCCAUUUGUCUGUUCCAAAUUUUCUCGAGUUUUCAGCUCUCUGUGAAGAUAACCCACUUACAGAAUCUCAACUGAAACGCAAAUACAUUGCGUAAUCGCAGGCAAUUUGGUCGGAGUAAUGGCCGGGAUUUUCGCCGGCGGCAGUGACUGUCCACCGGCUUCGGCUUUACUGGAUUUUGUUCGCGAUGUCGUUCGAAUGUCGGCGGGGACGGGCAGUGGAGGGGUUUUCAAGAGGGAUUGUACCGAUCUGGUGCGUCGGAUCGUGCUUUUGACGCAUUUGUUUGAGGAGAUCAGAGACUUUAAUGGCGUCAAAUUUCGACAUGUUGGUGCAUCUUCUUCUUCUUGUGGCGCUGUUACCGUGAGGGAUUCGUCUCCGUCUUCGUGGCUAUGUGAUUUAGUGGCGGCGUUGAAGGAUACUGAGCGCCUCAUUUUUGCCGCUUCGACUUUCCGGUCCUGCGGUUCUUCUUCUGAAGAAGUUGCCAAUAAGAUCAUCUUUCAAUUCCAAUGCGUGACAUGGAAGUUAGAGAAGGCAUUGAGCAAUCUUCCUUAUGAUCGCCUUGAUAUAUCAGAGGAAGUCCAAGAACAGGUUGAAUUAGUGAGAGCUCAGUUGGGAAGAGCAGCUGAAAAAUAUGGGUCUCUGACUGCAAUUCCGCCAUCAGUUGUUCAAUCUCAGUUGCUGAAGAAAAAUGUGGACCUGUUAAACCUGAACAACUGUGUUGAUAACUUUCAUGUUGAGGAGAAUGGUAUAGUUGAUCAUGAGAUUACAGUGAAAUUUGAUGCCUUUCCAAAUUGUAGAGGUUUGAUGAAUAGGGGUGAGGAUCAGCUUGAGAAACUUCCAUCCUCCUCAGAGGGUUGUUCUGAUGGACAGAAUGACUCUGCCAAAAAGAGUGGAGACCAGGUGAAGAACCCAGACGCGGUUCCAAUCCCUGAUGAUUUUUUAUGCCCCAUAUCCCUGGAAAUCAUGAGGGAUCCUGUUAUUGUGUCCACAGGCCAGACGUAUGAGAGAUCUUAUGUACAGAGGUGGAUAGAUUGUGGGAAUACUACUUGUCCCAAAACUCAGCAGAAGCUCCAAAAUUUGAAUCUCACCCCAAAUUAUGUGCUGCGAAGUCUUAUUAGUCAAUGGUGUGUUAACCACAAUAUUGAGCAACCUACAGGACUAACCAAUGGGAAGAUCAAAAAGUGUGAUGGAUCGUACCGUGAUGUGUGUGAGGAGAUGGCAGCCAUUGAAACUCUGGUCCGGAAACUAACUAGCCAUUCAAUCGAGGAGCAGAGAGCAUCUGUGACCGAACUUCGAUCUCUAUCGAAAAGAAGCACGGAUAACAGAAUACUGAUUGCUGAAGCAGGAGCAAUUCCUGCUUUGGUCAAUCUAUUAACGGUUGAUGAUGUUUUAAUACAAGAAAAUGCAGUUACUUCCAUUCUGAACCUUUCAAUAUAUGAGAACAACAAGGGACUCAUUAUGCUUGCUGGUGCCAUACCUUCCAUUGUCCAAGUUCUGAGAGUUGGAAGUAUGGAAGCGAGAGAAAAUGCAGCAGCAACACUUUUCAGCUUGUCUCUUGCUGAUGAAAAUAGGAUAAUCAUUGGUGAUUCUGGGGCCAUUCCGGCUCUUGUGAAUUUACUUGAAAAUGGAAGCUCAAGAGGGAAGAAGGAUGCUGCAACAGCACUAUUUAAUUUGUGUAUUUAUCAGGGUAACAAGGGAAGGUCUGUGAGGGCAGGGAUCAUUCCAGCUCUAUUAAAGAUGCUUACGGACUCGGUUAACUCCAUGGUCGACGAAGCUCUCACAAUAAUGUCGGUCCUGGCCAGCCAUCAAGAAGCAAAAGUAGCGAUGGUGAAAGCCAGUACCAUACCUGUUCUAAUAGACCUGCUGAGGACCGGAUUGCCUCGCAACAAAGAAAACGCUGCUGCAAUUUUGCUUGCUUUGUGUAAGAGAGAUACAGAAAAUCUUUCCUGCAUGAGUAGGCUGGGUGCCGUGAUUCCACUGACCGAGCUCGCCAAGAGUGGCACCGAGCGAGCAAAGAGGAAAGCUAUUUCUCUGUUGGAGCAUCUUCGAACGCUGCAGCAGCAGCUAUAGAUAAGGUAAGGAUUUAUCAACAAUCAUUUUCCUUACUUCUCCAACUUUUGAGUACUUUUGACAAUUGAUUUUCAGCUCAUUCUCUUUGAUUGUGGCAACAAAGAAUUUAAGGAUGGAUGGCUAAUGAAGGCCACACUCCUUGAAUCUGCGUACUUCAUUCCUUCAUUAUAUUGUACAAGUGUGUAUAGAUUCAUUUACUGGCUCUCUUAACAAAUCUCUGCUAUAACCAAAAAGAAGGUACUGUUUGGGAAUACUUGGACUCUGUUUUUUUUUUGUUUUUACCCUUUUCUUUGUCCAGUUCCUUUCUGUAAGAACAUCUUCUGAGUUUUGAGAUUAGAAUAUACUGAAAGAAACAUUGCACCCUCUGAUU